Molecule: messenger RNA, 1716 nt
Organism: Lotus japonicus
Lineage: Eukaryota; Viridiplantae; Streptophyta; Magnoliopsida; Fabales; Fabaceae
Exons: 1
Coding region: 166-1446 (426 amino acids)
Source: RefSeq, a predicted model, not a curated record
CACCGCAGUUCCUUAUUAUCUCUCUCUUCCCAUGUUGAUAUUAUAAAUUCGCGGGUUGUUAGGCUCAGGACCAAUCUCUAUUUGCGUGCAUAUCUAGAUUUUCUACCACCUGCCUCUUUAGAUCUUAGAGGAAAUUGUGUUGAGUGUGUACCUUGCUUUCACAAAAUGGCUCCAAAGGUGCUACUUCUCUCUGUUCUCUUGUUCCUUUUCGUUUCUGUUUGCUUCAGUUCCUGCUCUGAACCUCAACUAGGAAGCAAACACUUGUCAAGAAGUAGCAGAAGAAUGCUGGAGGAGGAGGAUUCUGAAAAUGAACAAGAGUUUGAGCAACCACUGAAGAAGAAACCAACCAAACCAAUCACCACCAAUCUUUCCUCCAAAAACCAAACCAAAUCCAUCAAAUCCAAUAACAACAACCUCUCCUCCAAAAACCAAACCAAAACCACCCUCAACGCCUCCACCUUCAAGAAACUCAAUUCCACUUCCAUCAAGAUCAAGAAGCUAAACAACUCCACAUCAAAAUCCUUCACUAAUUCCUCAAAAACCAGCACCACCAGCAAGAAACAAUUGGAUCUCACCAAGCUAGCAGGCGCAAUCGCCAAGAACAAAACAACAAAAGCAACCACCGCCACCGACACAAAGAACAAGAUCAAGGUAAAUCCAGGUCAUAUUGAAGAAGAAAAGCUGAAUAAACAGAGCAAUAAGAAAAAACAAUCACCACCCAAUUGGAUGUUUGAAGAUGAAGAUUCUGAUUUGGUUUCAGACUUCAAAGAUCUACCAAUCAGGUUUCAGAAAUCAUUGAUCCCGGACCUGGAACGAAUCUCAACAACUUCAAAGUCUUACUUCACAAGAGCCAACAAGGAAUUCACAAAAGGAUUCAAACCUUACGUUGGUAACAAAUACGCACCCACCAUUGCAACUUUGCUAUCAUGUGCAUUCGUUCUGAUCCCAUUGCUUUUAGCUUCUCUUGUUUUGAACAAGAUCAAAGCCUAUUUCUCACUUCAGAAGCUCUUGCUCUUCAUCCAAGCUUACCUCUCUAUCUACUUCUCAAUCCUCUGCCUCUCUUCUUUUGUUACCGGGCUUGAGCCGCUGAGGUUUUUCUUCUCUACUUCGCAGUCGAGUUAUCUCUUCCUGCAGGUUAUCCAAACGCUAGCUUAUGUUCUCUACCUUCUCUUGCUUCUCAUGUACCUUGUUUUGGUUUUCUCCACGGACUCUGGGCUAGGCUCGAAGUUUUUGGGCCUAACCCAAACGUUCGUGGGGUUUGCUGUCGGGUUACAUUAUUACAUGACGGUGUUUCACAGGGUGGUGUUGCGGCAACCGCCCAAGACCAAUUGGAAGGUUCACGGGAUUUACGCCACGUGUUUCUUCGUGAUUUGUGUCCUUGCUGGGGCGGAUAGAAGGAAGAAGAGUUACUUGGAAGAAGGUGGAGAAGAAGGGAAGAAAAAUUAGCUAGCUCAAUAGUUAGUUACAUUUUAGUUCCUCUCCUUAUUUCAUCAUUUUGACUAAAAGAAAAAAUUAUCCAAAGCAACAUACAAAGCUUGUUCAUGUGAUGUAAUGCCGCAAGGCUAGCUAUGGCUUUUCAGCCAGAAAGCAUUCAAAUUCAUUUCAUAAAUAAGUGGAAUUCGGGACAUAUAACAAUUGUAUGAUUCAUCAUUUUGUAAGUCUCAUAUUGUAGCACUUCAUCACUUCCUCAAUUCAAUUUCUGGGCUAUUGAUUUCA